Molecule: messenger RNA, 3365 nt
Organism: Seminavis robusta
Lineage: Eukaryota; Bacillariophyta; Bacillariophyceae; Naviculales; Naviculaceae
Source: the annotation of a GenBank genome assembly
GAAUUCUAUUGUUUGUUGUGGUUGCGACCAUGACACUCAAGAUUUCUCUCUACUAAAGCAAAAGCACCGCUCCUCUACGUUUCUACUACAGCUGUCUACUACUACUACUACUACUACUACUAGUACAAUGACAACGCGUCCUUCUUCUGGCCGUCGCCUGUUGAUCAAAGAGAGCAGCAAUGCUACUUCUAACGCUACUGGUGCUACUACUAGUAGUAGUGGUAAAAAGUCUCCCACUAACAACACUACUAACAACACUACCAGCGUUGGCGUACAUGUAGGAAAGAGCCAAAAGCAUUUUGAACAAUUGCGCCGUUUGAUUUUGUCCCGCGAUCCUUGCUUAGAAGAAAUCCAGCGCCUGGUGGAAUUGGAUCCUCUGUGCGUCCAACAACGAGACCCUCAUCAUUCUCUACUGGCUUUGCACUGGUCAAUUGUCUUUCAGAACGAUUUGUCUAUCAUUCAGUAUUUGUGCCAACAGUAUCCACAAGCUCUUACAGAGGUUGACAAUGACGGUCGUUUGCCGUUGCACCACGCUUGUAGACCGGAAGGAAGCAUUGACUUGGUCGCAUUCUUGCUCCAACAAAACUCCAAAGUCGCCACGCAGAGAGACCACCGUGGAAAAACUCCGCUCCACUGUGCUUCCAUGGAAGGCGUCCCUUCCGAUAUUCCACGCUUACUCCUACAAGCCAAUCCACCCUGUGCCAAAAUAAGGACUAGAGAUGGACAAACUCCUCUAUUCAUGGCAUGUGAUGCAAAUGCUCCAAAUACUACCAUUCAGCUUUUAGUGGAUGCAUACCCAGAAGCUGUCAAGUACUUGCAGGAAAAUACUACUGGAAAGUUCAAAACGGCAAAGGAUUACUUGGCCUUCAAAGUCAGACAAACCGAGCAAGAAGCAGACAGGCAGGCAGCAGAGCAAAAGAAGAAGAAACUAAAACAAGUGCAAAACACCAGAUAUGAACCAGACAUCUCCAUUAAACAAAAUGCUACCUCGGACAGUGACAAAAUGAGGAGAAUCCUAUCCGAAGAAGAACGACAGAUACAGAUUGAAGAGCAAGAGCAACAACUCACUCGAUUGGCAAAACAGGAACGGGAUGCCGCCCUUCAACUGCUUGAACAGCAAGAACUGGAUGUAGAGGAAAAGGCAAAAGAGCUAGACAGACUCAUUCAGCAAAAGGAGGCACAGUUGGACAGUGAACGCUUUCACAAGGAAACUCAACGAAUCUACAACGAAAACAACACCAACAUCAACAGUAUUGAUGCGGCCAAACGACAACUCAACGAUUCUGGAAUUGGACGCUCCCGAUCUUUCAAUGGAAACGUCAACACACAAAAUCUACCGCCCGCCAUGGCCAUUCAUAUUGCCACACAGCAAAACGCAAACAACACCACCGAUCCACCCAAACCCGAAACACUACAACAGCAGCAGCAACAACAACAACAAAACAGCUUUAUCAACACUCCCAGUGUCCUGUCGUCGUCCAGGGGCGUCAGUGUCGAAUUUGACACUCAUCACCACAAGCAAACUCGUCAUCAGCAUGCGGGUCGAUUUGAUCUCGUUGACGAAGACUACUUGGAUGAGGAUGAUGAAGAUGAUGCCUACUUUGAUUCCCUAAGGCAUUCUUCCAAUACUGAUCAUCACAUCCACAUCCAGUCGCACAAUCAGAGUCACAGUCACAACCACACCCAGCCAUUGUAUCAGGAAUCCAAAGUGCAUACUGGAGACUCCACGGCGUGGAUGCCAGGAGGAGGUGAUCCGUCCGUUGACAGCAGUUUCCAACACCCAAUGCAAACCACAACCGACAAUAAUAACAACACUUCAGCAGCCAAUCCGGCAACCGAUGAUUCCAACAUUCGGUUCAUGGAUAUUCGAGACCCGGCACCCCGCAAAGCAUCAUCUAGUAAACCCAAUGAUAAGAACAACUCGUCCUCUGUGGGGGCUCCUAUUCAAGAUCAGCUUCAGCACGCCAUGCAAAUGCUCGAACAAGCCGAAGAUAGACGAAAGGAAGAAAUCAAGGAGGCACAAGAACAACAAUCCAAAAUGCAACAAGAGUUGGCCAAACUCAUGGAAAAACUAGAAGUCAGUGAAAAAAGCAGGGCGGCGGCAGAACAGGAACGAAAAGCCCAAGAACUCAAGGCUCAGCAAGAAGCUGCAGCGGCGGCGGCGACUGCCGAACAAGAAGCCAAUGCGGCCAAACAACGUCCUCCCAAACCGGUCGGACGACGAACACCUCCCGCGACCACGACAACAACAACCGAUCCGACGACUACGGCCAUGGUUCGAGGAUACUUUAGUGGCGGCGCCAGUCAGAGUUUUCCCGAUGCUCCCACCCGUAUCUCGACCACUGCCGAAAGCAGCGGGACCUAUACCAUUGACCACUCCAUGGGAGGAGUCCCCACCAGCAGUCGUUCCCAAUUCGCCAAACGGCAACAGCAGCAGCCACCGGCGCACCACGAAGAUGCUUCGUUGGCUCAUAGUGGUGUCACUCCCACGACGACGAACGAGUUUCUGAAAGAUUCGCACGGACGAACGCCUCUGCACGUGGCAUUGGCCAAUGGACCGUCCUACACGGUUGUUCAGUUCUUGCUGCAACAGUUUCCACUUGCCAUUUUCCAAACGGAUGAACAAGCCAAUACGCCCCUUCAUGCGGCCUGCUCUUGCCCCAGCACUCCUCUUGAGAUAUUGCAGUUGCUCUUGGAUAUCUUUCCCGCAGCAACGCUGAUGUCCAAUGCAGAGCAGCAACUUCCGUUGCACUUGGCGUGUCAACAUCAUGGACAACGAGUCGAAGUGUUGCAACUGCUGCUGGAUUGUGCUCGAACUGUCGAGCACGAUUUGGCUCACUCGGAAGGCGAAGGAGGCGACGAUGGCACCAAGGCCAAUGCAAGGAGUUGAGUUGAGUUGAGCUGAGUUGCUUGGGGUGGCAAACAGAAUCGAAUGAUUCUGAUGGUUGAUGGACUUGUGUGUGAGUGUGUGGAACAUCUUGUUGAACUGUGAGCUUGGUGCGUUCGUCUUCAAUUUGAGCAGAGUACGGUACAGUAGCGCAGCAUACCAGCAGCACUGUUUCUGCUGAAAAAGUAAAUAUGUAUAAUCAUGGUUAAGUUUCUAGUGCGGCAUUGUAAUCACCGGUGCGGUAGUCUAGUUUUCCGCCACAUUAUUUUCAUCCUUCAUCUGCCUUGUCCAUUCAACUUUCGUCUGCCUUGGCUCUUUGUUUAUGGAGGGCGAAUUCAAUUAAUUCGUUCAGGAACUUGGACUUGGCUGCCUGAUUCAUUCUUUGGAGGACAAUGGGCAAACUUACACGUUCUCGUGUACCGCUUUCUCAUCCGUGCUACACCAUUAUUAAUUUAUAAAGGAAAAAGAAACAGUUGAA